This is a messenger RNA of Cuscuta epithymum, 916 nucleotides long. Lineage: Eukaryota; Viridiplantae; Streptophyta; Magnoliopsida; Solanales; Convolvulaceae. The record is from the annotation of a GenBank genome assembly.
AGUUUCAGUUCCUUUGUUACAAACAUGGCCUUAGAUUAGAUCAAUUUCCGGAAACAGUCUCACUUUGCUUUAUUAGUACAUCCGACCCCCUUACCUCACUGUGUCGGAGUCUUUGCGGCACUAGAGUAAUGAUGAUGAUGGUGCAGGUGUGACGCCAGAAAAUGAAGCCUACAAUGAUAAAGGUCUAGGGCCAGUUCCCUCAAAGUGGAAAGGCUAUUGCCAAUCGGGAGAGAAAUUUGACCCAAAGAAGAAAUGCAAUAGAAAGCUAAUAGGGGCUCGCUAUUUCAUCGAUGGCUACCUGGCCGAGCUAGGGCAGCCCGGAAAUACAACAGGAAUUGAAGACCACAUUUCUCCACAAGAUGGAAAUGGACAUGGCACUCACACUUCAAGCACGGCGGCGGGCUCGCCGGUGCACAACGUCAGCUACAACGGGCUCGCAUUCGGAACUGUAAGGGGCGGCGCUCCUCGGGCCCGUCUGGCCAUGUAUAAGGUUUGCUGGGAGGAUGGCAGCUGCUCAGCGGCUGACAUUCUCAAGGGCUUUGAUGAAGCCAUCCAUGAUGGAGUUGAUGUUAUUUCAGUUUCGCUAGGUCAAAAUGUGCCUUUGUAUUCCCAAAUUGACCCUCGUGAUAUACUCAACUUUGGCUCUUUCCAUGCUGUUGCGCACGGAAUCAGUGUUGUUGCGGCCGGGGGUAACGAAGGGCCCUAUGGUCAAACUGUGUCUGGUAGUGCGCCUUGGAUUUUAACAGUUGCUGCUUCUGCUCCUGAUAGAGCAUUCCCUACACAAAUCACAUUGGGGAAUGGUCAAAGCCUGACGGGUGAAGCAUUGUUCACCGGGAAUGAAACAGGCCUUGUUAACUUGGUUUACGACGCUCCUGAUGAUGAUUUAGAGUUUGACGGGUAUAACAUUAAAUACGAC